CUCAUAGGCUACAGCGAUGUCAAGACAGUGCACGGAAGGCGCGUUUACCUUUAAGACGUUAGGUAACUGACUUGGGAUCUUGAUACUGAACUUUAUCAUGUAACGUAGAACUCGGCCCAUCUUAACCUCAACUUCAACUUUAACCUCGUCCUCAUCCUCACUUCACCUUCUUAUUUUCGUUUCAAUAAGUAGCUACUUAUAAGAUAUAAGAUUCACACAUCUACAAACUCCCCGAAUAUAUACCUAUACCUGGCAUUACUUCAAUAACUUGGUUUAUUCUGCCGUUGAAUCUCGGCCAACGGGAAUACCAUACCAUUACUGUAGGGGGUACCCUAACCUAAGAGGAAGGGGAAACAGUUUAGCCAUGUCGCAUUCCAUAGUCCCAAUACCAAUAACAAUCCAAGGUCGAUACUUUUGGAGAGGUAUCGAGCGGUUUCUUAUAAACGGCGUCGCGUACCACUUCCAUGAAACCAAUUCGGUGUCAUGCUCGGAUGCAUUAGUCGACGACCGGAUACAUGAGCUCGAACGAAUUCUCCCAUUAUUAAAAGACCUCAAGAUUAAUACUUUGUUCAUUAGCCAUAUUGACGAAACGAAAAGCCAUAGUGCUUGCAUGAAUCUCUUAGCCCGGCAUGGAAUAUAUGUUCUAGCCUCCAUCGAAUCGAUUUGCUACCCGCUUAGCAAUCAAGGAGCUUUGAGACCAUACACUUCAAACUUUAUGCAACGCCUCUUUCAAGUUGUGGAAAAGCUAGCGCACUAUCCCAAUCUAUUAGGCUUCGCCAUAUCAACCGACUUGAUCACAUCUGAAACGGAAGAAGCUACUGAACCUUUUGUUCGUGCAGUAGUGCGAGAUGUCAGACAAUAUCUCACCCUCCUAGCAGCCAAGAGACACCAGAGAGUCGUCCCGGUUGGGGUCAUAUCGCCGGCAGAUACUAGGUCCUCCGUGAAAAAGCAACACAGCUACUUUUGUUCGGGAGCCGAUAACGAGUCGAUCGAAUUCUUCAUUUUUUACAACUUCUUCUGGGCUGGUGAAUUUACGAUGCAGGCAUCCGGAUACUCAGAGCUAGUUCACAUGUUCUCCUCGACGCAUAUACCAGUGUCAUUUGUAUAUGGCAACAAUAGUAUUACUCCACGCGCGUUCUGGGAAACUUAUGCAACUUACUCGGAUCCCGGGAUGUUACGCGUGUUCUCAGGCGGCAUUGUGCACGAGUUCUUCGAUGCGAUUAACCACUACGGUCUCGUGCGACGGUCAACUUUACUGGAGGACAAUACCCCACGCUACCGAAAGACUAAGGACUUCCGGAACCUGUGCGAUAAGCUGAAAAAGUCCUUUCAGUCGCUACCAACUUCAAUGCUGGUCCGCUCCCGUCCCGUCGAAGCGGCUGCCAUGUCGGGAACGAAACCCAAUCCGCCCCACCCCGGCUGGAAUCAGAGGCCAGUAGGAUCUGUACCACGCAGCCGGGUAAACUGGGCCGAGAUCGAGACGCAAAUUACCGACGACAGCGAAUGGGUCGAUGCGGGUAAGGAGUGGGUGGACCUAACCGUGGAAGAUCUCGCGGACUCUAUGUGGGAUAAGUUAAACAUCGACGGAAUAGGUCCCUAGAUGAAGCACUACAUGCAGAACGUUAAUUUUGCAAGAGGUACUGGAGCGUGGCGUUUCAUCAACGAUGAAUGUUUAUGUGAAGCACUUUCUCAAGUGAAGCGAUUUGAAUAUACUAAAUUAAAAUGACGGGUGUUGAAUUGUUAAAUGACUUUCGACGAGAAGCAAAAUAAAAAUAAUGUUGAUCCUAAUUUAGGUACCCUACCCCUUUUAUGGAGGCUAAAGAAUCGCGGAAGAAUAGCCUAUGUCAGUUUUACUCAGCACAAUGCAUAUUAGGUGCUCGACCUGCGAAUAGAAUACUCCA
Messenger RNA from Daldinia caldariorum, 1901 nucleotides. RefSeq names its product glycoside hydrolase family 72 protein. Lineage: Eukaryota; Fungi; Ascomycota; Sordariomycetes; Xylariales; Hypoxylaceae. The transcript has 5 exons. The record is from RefSeq and is a predicted model, not a curated record. Gene Ontology annotation, molecular function: 1,3-beta-glucanosyltransferase activity. Gene Ontology annotation, cellular component: cytoplasm; fungal-type cell wall. The coding region runs from base 365 to 1600 and encodes 411 amino acids. Gene Ontology annotation, biological process: fungal-type cell wall (1->3)-beta-D-glucan biosynthetic process.